UGAGCCUGUGCGGAGUGCGCAUAGACCACGGGCUCCCAGUAGUAGCGCUAUACAGCGACCUAGAGGAAGAGGAUAGUUGCGUUCUACUGCUAGUCUGCAUUCACUUGACAGUACAUUUACAGUGCUUAAACACAGGCUAUUAGAAACACGGGAUCUUGUGCUGCGGGUUCUCAAUGAGAAAUAACCAUUUGGUCAGGGACUGGGACUUUGUGUAUGGGACUUUGUGGGUUGUUAAUACACAAUAGACGUGGUUAAGCUUUGAGGAGGUACGGUGGAGAGACAUCGCUGAAGAUUUGCAAGGUGUCCGGCAUGUGCGUCUUAAGGAACUAGAAACUAGACGGCAACUCUGCAUGAGAGGAAUCGCUUGUCUUUACUCCAGUACACGUUUAUAUUUUCCAAUAGUUUGUGUUAUUAUUUUGUAUUGAAACGUGAAUAUUGGAAAAAUAGACAUGACCGUUACAAGUUAACUCGUGGGACAAACUGCUGGAAUAACAGAAGAUCGCGAGUUACUAAUUUGGUACUGACGGCUGAGGAUAUGAAUAUAUCCCGGGCUCGAACAAGCUUGCUACAAUGAAUCAUCUCAGUUAUUGGACAUCAGAACUGGCUUUUGUCAGUGACUAGGACCUCCACAAAACCCAAACUGUUGAAAAACGAACAUUUGCUGCAGUUUGGAUAUCAUUUUCCUGCUAAAUCCAAGGAUUUGCGCGCGAGCAGUGGAUGUUUAAUAUGCUAGAAUGGGUCCGCUAGCGUUCAUCCUUGUUUGCGGAUUAUUGUACUUUCAAGUUGAUGGAUCCCGUCUGCGUCAGGAAGACUCUCCGCCCCGGAUCGUGGAACAUCCCUCCGACCUGAUCGUGUCCAAGGGGGAGCCGGCCACCCUCAACUGCAAGGCGGAGGGCCGCCCCGCUCCCACCGUGGAGUGGUACAAGGAUGGCGAGCGGGUGGAGACGGACAAGGAUGACCCGCGGUCUCAUCGCAUGCUCCUUCCCAGCGGCUCCCUCUUCUUCCUGCGCAUCGUCCACGGACGACGUUCCAAACCGGACGAGGGCUCGUACGUCUGCGUUGCCCGCAACUACCUGGGAGAAGCCAUCAGCCGCAACGCCUCCCUGGAAGUAGCAUUGCUGCGCGAUGACUUCAGGCAGAAUCCUACCGACGUGGUUGUGGCGGCAGGAGAACCGGCCAUCCUGGAGUGCGUCCCCCCCAGGGGUCAUCCCGAACCCACCAUUUUCUGGAAGAAGGACAAAGUGCGCAUCGACGACAAGGAGGACCGCGUUACCAUCCGAGGAGGGAAGCUGAUGAUCUCCAGCACCAGGAAGAGUGACGCUGGCAUGUAUAUCUGUGUCGGCACCAACAUGGUGGGAGAGAGAGACAGCGAGACAGCCCAGCUCACAGUGUUUGAGCGACCCACGUUCCUUCGUCGGCCCAUCAACCAGGUGGUCCUUGAGGAGGAGGGGGUGGAGUUCAGAUGCCAAGUGCAGGGAGAUCCCCAGCCCAACGUACGCUGGAGGAAGGACGACAUCGACGUGCCCCGGGGAAGGUACGAGGUGAAGUACGACAAGGACGACUACCUGCUGAGGGUGAAGAAGGCGUCGGCCAGCGACGAGGGCACCUUCACCUGCGUGGCGGAGAACCGCGUGGGCAAGGUGGAGGCCUCGGCCAGUCUCACCGUCAGAGCCCGCCCUGUAGCCGCGCCGCAGUUUGUUAUCCGGCCACGGGACCAAAUCGUUGCCCAGGGUCGUACUGCCACCUUCCCCUGCGAGACCAAGGGCAACCCCCAGCCUGCCGUCUUCUGGCAAAAAGAGGGCAGCCAGAACCUCCUGUUCCCCAACCAGCCACAGCAGCCCAACAGCCGCUUCUCGGUGUCAUCUGGUGGAGACCUGACCAUCGCGGCGGUGACGCGGGCGGACGCAGGCUACUACAUCUGCCAGGCCCUGACCGUGGCGGGAAGCAUCCUGGCCAAGGCUCAGCUGGAGGUGACAGACGUGCUGACAGACAGGCCGCCACCCAUCAUCCGGCAGGGUCCGUCCAAUCAGACGCGCGGGGUGGACAGUGUGGCUCUUCUGAAGUGCCAGGCGUCGGGAGACCCCAUCCCCUCCAUCAGCUGGCUAAAGGACGGCGUCAGCCUGCUGGGGAAGGAUCCACGCAUGUCCCUGCAGGAGCUGGGCAGCCUCCAGAUCAGGAGUGUCAGGCUCUCUGAUUCGGGGAUCUACACCUGUGUGGCAGCAAGCUCCAGCGGAGAGACAUCGUGGAGUGCCUUCCUGGAAGUCAAAGAGCAAGCCGGGGUGAUGGUCAUCAAGAACCGUGACGACAACGAGCUCCCGGGACCCCCCUCCAAACCCCAGGUCACCGACGUCACCAAGAGCAGUGUCUCAUUGUCCUGGCAACCUGGCCUGGCCGGGGCCACGCCCAUCUCCUCUUUCGUCAUUGAAGCUUUCAGCCAAUCGGUGAGCAACAGCUGGCAGACGGUGGCCGACCAUGUGAAGACCACGCAGUACACGGUCAAGGGCCUGCGCCCCAACACCAUCUACCUGUUCAUGGUGCGGGCAGUGAACACCCAGGGCCUCAGUGACCCCAGCCCCAUGUCGGAGCCUGUCCGAACUCAAGACAUCAGUCCCCCUGCCCAGGGGGUGGACCAUAGACAUGUCCAGAAGGAGCUGGGAGAUGUCAUAGUUCGUCUACACAACCCAGUUGUCUUGGGCCCCACCUCCAUUCAGGUCACCUGGACGGUGGACCGUCAGUCCCAGUUCAUCCAGGGCUACCGGGUCCUGUACAGACAAACAUCCGGGCUGUCCUCCCCGGGACCCUGGCAGACCCACGACGUGAAGGUCCCUUCAGAGCGUGCCGUGGUCCUGUCCAACCUCAAGAAAGGCAUUGUCUACGAGAUCAAGGUCCGACCCUACUUCAAUGAGUUCCAGGGUAUGGACAGUGAGUCCAGGACAGCCCGCACCACUGAGGAAGCUCCGAGUGCCCCUCCCCAGCAGGUGACGGUCCUGACUGUGGGCAACCAGAACAGCACCUCCAUAAGCAUCUCGUGGGACCCCCCUCCUUCAGACCACCAGAACGGCAUCAUCCAGGAGUACAAGAUCUGGUGCCUGGGGAACGAGACACGUUUCCACGUGAAUAAGACGGUGGAUGCGGCCAUCCGUUCGGUUGUGGUGGGGGGGCUUCAGGUUGGGGUUGUGUACCGGGUGGAGGUAGCAGCCAGCACCAGCGCAGGGGUCGGAGUCAAGAGUGACCCUCAGCCCAUCAUCAUUGGUAAGGACAUCCGAGAAGUGAUCAUGAGCGGCAACAGGAACAACAGCAUCACGGAGCAGAUCACGGACGUGGUGAAGCAGCCAGCCUUCAUCGCGGGCAUCGGAGGAGCGUGCUGGGUCAUCCUCAUGGGCUUCAGCAUCUGGCUGUACUGGAGGAGGAAGAAGAGAAAGGGCCUCAGUAACUAUGCAGUUCAGUCCUUCACCUUCACCCCUGCAGUGACGUUCCAGCGAGUUGACGGCGGCCUGAUGAGCAAUGGGAGCCGCCCAGGUCUUCUGAACGCUGGUGAUCCGGGCUACCCCUGGCUGGCUGACUCAUGGCCUGCCACCAGCCUCCCUGUCAACGGCAGCUCCGGGGGACCCAACGACCUCAGCAACUUCGGCCGGGGGGAUAACAGUGCUAACGGGGACAAGUCAGGGACCAUGCUGUCGGACGGAGCCAUCUACAGCAGCAUAGACUUCACCACCAAGGCCAACUACAACAGCCCCAGCCAGGGCUCCCAGGGGGCAACGCCCUACGCCACCACCCAGAUCCUCCACUCCAGCAGCAUCCACGAGCUGGCUGUGGAGCUCCCCGAGGCCCAGUGGAAAGCCUCCAUCCAGGCCAAGCAGGAGAUGACCAGCCUGGGAUACUCCCUGCCUGACAAGAAUUCCUGCAACAACACACUCCUUUACAUUCCUGACUACCGAUUGGCCGAGGGAUUGUCUAAUAGAAUGCCACACAACCAAUCACAAGAUUUCAGCACCACAAGCUCUCACAACAGCUCAGAGCGAAGCGGCAGCCUAUCAGGUGGUAAGGGGGGAAAGAAGAAGAAGUCAAAGGCUGGAGCCAAGCCCACAAAGGCCAACGGCUCCAACUGGGCCAAUGUGCCCUUGCCCCCUCCACCGAUACACCCUCUUCCUGGCACUGAGAUGGACCAUUACCCCAACGAGCACCAUGAAGGAGGAGGGUAUGAGUGUGACGGAUGGGGCCCCCCCAUGCCCGUGCAGACCUACCUCCACCAGGGAAUGGAGGACGAGCUGGAGGAGGAGGGGGAGGAGAGGGUCCCUACGCCGCCAAUACGCGGGGUGGCCUCGUCCCCGGCUGCGGUCUCUUUCGGCCAGCAGUCCACGGCCACCCUCACGCCCUCUCCGCGGGAGGAGCUCCAGCCCAUGCUCCAGGCCCACCUGGAUGAGCUGACCCGAGCCUACCAACUGGAUGUGGCCAAACAGACGUGGCACAUGCAGGGCGGUCCCCACCCUCCCCUCCCUCCCCUGGCCCCUGCCCCUCCGGUGGGGUACGUGUCCAGCACCCUGGUGUCUGACAUGGAGACCGACAUCCCAGAUGAGGAUGAGGAGGAUGAGGAAGAAGAGGAUGAUGAAGGCUACGAGAUGUCCAGACCCCUGCGCGGUAUGGAGCACACGCCUGGCUCCAGCAUGGAUAACCUAGACAGCUCCAUAACAGGGUCAAUGGUGAACAGCUGGGGUUCGGCCUCCGAGGAGGACGACCGUCGUUACUCCAGCCACCGGUCCAGUGUGGGCAGCUCCUCGGACGGCUCCCUCUACACCCACUGUAGCUUCGCCCAGGCCCUCGUGGCAGCCGCUGACAAGGCCGGCUAUCGCCUGGAGGGCACCAGCUUGGCCAAGAGAGGUAAAGGCCUGUCCCAUCGGCCCCGGCCCAGCAGUCCCUUCUCUACGGACGGCAGCACGGUGGGCACGCACAGCCUGGGUCACCAGAGAGCCUUGCGGCCCGCCCGCAAGCCCCGGGGUCAGGGCACGACGCCCAACAGGAGAGACGCCAGUGCCGAUGACCUACCUCCUCCGCCGGAGCCUCCGCCUGCCGUAGGAGCGGGGCGGGUCCAAGGGCCCCGUAGCAUAGGCAGCGCAGGCCCCCCAGCCGAGAGAAAGGCCUCGUCACUGGAGCGCCAGCCCAUGUGCGGCGCCAUUCCGCUGUCCGGGCUGGAGGAGGUCCGGAGCUCCAUGGACAGGCAGACCCGUACCUCCCUGGAGCGUCACCGCCAGGCACAAGACCGAUUGGGCUCCAUGGAGCGGGGGGACGACCCACGCAGGGGACAGAAAACAGAAGAGGGGUGCCUGCCCCCCUACAGUAAACCUUCGUUCCCUUCCCCGGGGGGCCACAGCUCUUCCGGGACGGCGUCCUCCAAGGGAUCCACGGGGCCACGCAAGGCGGAGGGACCUCGAGGUUCACACCAACGUACCGCCACGGACCACAGCGAGUUCCUAGGGACCAACGGACAGAGCCAGUACUCGGGAGAGUUAUAGUGACCCUACCGAGCGGCCCGCGGUUGGGCCAGGACCGGAGAAAGCCUUGUCAUCCUCUUCAGAAUGAAGCCUCACUUGUUGACGCGACAAACAUUGUCCUUCUUGGUGUUUUAUCAGAGAGGAGCGGAGAGCAGAAUGAAGAUGACAACGACAAACGACACCAUUAGAGAAACUGUACAUGUGACGUAUAGACGCGUGGCAUACCGGACUGUACAUCUCACUACCUUUUUGUCCUCAAGAAAAAAAUAUUUCCCACCUCCCACCUUAAUUUUUUUCGUCAGAAAAAAAGCGAGUAAACAAAAAAAUUUAAACGUCUUUACGAGAACUCAUUUUCGUAGUAACCGUCUUUGGGGGGGAAAAGGGAAUUUAGUUUCCUGUAAAUAGAUUGAUUUACAUUGUUGUUGCAUUGCUAUGCAAGCCUACUUCAGUUUUAGCCUUUUACUUUCUGUACUGUUGGUUACAUCUGGUUAUUUGUAUUAUAUGUGAAUUGAUAGGCGGUUGUGCCAUAAAAUAAUUGUUUUAUAAUCCAUCGUUUGUUAAUUACUAUAAUUAUGAUCAUUAUUAAUUAUUGUUUUUGGGGGGGGUUUUUGCACUGCAAUUUUUGGUGAUAAGCACAAAAACACAGCUCCUGCUGACAUGAAGAACCGGAAGAAUAUAUGUGAAGAGGAGUUUCCGUACUGUAAAGUAGAGAUGAGAGAAUAUAUGCUAAUAUAAAAGAAAGAUUUUAAAGUAAAGGGGUGCUUACGGACAGCAACGACAUGGAUACACUUUUCAGAGGUUAGGACAAACCGGAAGCCAGGUGGGGUUUGUCGGUGUCUUCAAGGUACGAGGAAGGGAACUGGGAGGGUCGUGUGAAGAGGGUGGGAGGAUGGCCCGGCUCACUGCUAACAAUGCAGCGUCACUGGGAUUGCCAAGAACCUGGAUCACCUGGUCCUAUUGGAAUGUUUAUUGUCUCGGGGGUCUGAAAUUGACACCAUGGGGCUGGCCGUUGGGAGUAUGUUCGCAGGCAUUGUCUCGUUUUCCGUUCAUAACACAGUCACUUUACGGCGUCUCCGUACCAACGUCUGGACAUACUUUUCUCUUUGAUUUUAUCUUCAUCCCUCAUUGAAUUGUAGAGUUUUUGUUUUAAUCUGAAAAUCAUGUGUAAUCCCUUUAGCAAAAUGUAAUUACAGUAGAUAACACGCAGUAAAUGUCUACCAGGGAGAUAGGAAUGGGAGCUCAACAAGCUCUAAACCAAUACCAUCUAGUCACUUAAGCCAUACCACUUGGAAUGCAUUGAGGAGCUAUGCUUCCAUUGGUCUGAUGUAUAAUCAAACACUGACAAGGGAGCGUUUUGAUCAUUCCAUUGGUGAACUCUCCUAGAGCAGGUCAAAACCAGUCACUGAAAGACAUUACACAAAUAUUGAUGCUUAGUAAGGGUUACUCACCAUUGCCAGGAAAGAAGCUUAAGGAUACAUUUUUCUUUGCUUAUUUUAGACCAGUUAAUGUACUCGAAAUACAUGACAUCACCCAGAAAACAACACAAUGGCUUUCUUUAACCUCCACUGUUGUCUGUAGCUGUUUCAGUCAGAACAGUCUCUUCCCUGAAGUAUGCCUCCCCAGUUACUGAUGGUCCUCUUUUCAUUAGGUGGCAACUGGCAUACACUCAAAUAGUAAAGAGAACCCGUUAGGACUCAAACCCCUAGAAUGCACCAGACAGUAGAGAGGAGCCACCUAGCAGCAAAUCCCACUGCCUCUGUCUCUAAAGUUUCUAGAGCGGACUGAUACUUUCUAUCUGCCUAACAAAAACACAACACUCUUCUUCCCGCAUGAACUAUUCAGCCUCAGAUGUUCAAUUUGUGUCUUUUAGAAAACUUUCUUAUCAUUUCUAGAGCCUGUUAAUUUGGGUUGACUCAGAAAACCCUGCUUAAUGAUGUUUUUCAACAUUAACGUUGGGGAGCUUAGCGGUUGGAUUAACUGUGUACUGGCUAUUUUGAUAAAGGAGAGUUGGAAACUAAAUUGGAGGCUUUGUCAGAUAUGCUGUUGUACUAUCGUGUAUAUGUCAUUUCAUAUCAUCCACUUAGUGGCCAGUGGCCCGUGUUCUGGAAAUGAGGUGCAAAGAGUAUCUCAGGUUAUUUUACAUUCUGGCGGUGUUUAUGUAUGUGUGUAUAUAUGUGUAUAUAUUCAUGUGCAUCUCCACUUGAUAAAUUCAUUCCAGUUUCAAUCCUGUAUACAGUGGAUAUAAAAAGUCUACACACCCCUGUUAAAAUGCCAGGUUUUUGUGAUGUAAAAG
Messenger RNA from Esox lucius (northern pike), 7782 nucleotides. RefSeq names its product roundabout, axon guidance receptor, homolog 2 (Drosophila) (gene robo2). Gene Ontology annotation, molecular function: protein binding. Gene Ontology annotation, cellular component: plasma membrane; axon. The record is from RefSeq and is a predicted model, not a curated record. Bases 735 to 5510 code for a protein of 1591 amino acids. NCBI's taxonomy places the organism in Eukaryota, Metazoa, Chordata, Actinopteri, Esociformes, Esocidae. Gene Ontology annotation, biological process: axon guidance; cell-cell adhesion. The transcript has 31 exons.